Molecule: messenger RNA, 9388 nt
Organism: Engraulis encrasicolus (European anchovy)
Lineage: Eukaryota; Metazoa; Chordata; Actinopteri; Clupeiformes; Engraulidae
Gene: tln2b
Product: talin 2b
Exons: 59
Coding region: 173-7804 (2543 amino acids)
Biological process (GO): cell-cell adhesion
Cellular component (GO): cytoskeleton; focal adhesion; plasma membrane
Molecular function (GO): structural constituent of cytoskeleton; actin filament binding; integrin binding
Source: RefSeq, a predicted model, not a curated record
CUUCGCGGUAAAGAGGCAGAGCUGCAGACUGCUGCCCGAACAUCAAGUCAUCACCCAUGCACCAGAGUAGUGGAUUUCAGCUGUGAAAAUCUGCUGAGAUCCUUUUUGGCCGUUUUAUGCCCCAGCAAUAAGGUGUGUACGCAGGGUUAGCUCCCAUUAGCAGGGUGUGAAGAUGGUGGCCCUGUCGCUGAAGAUCUGCGUGCGGCAGUGCAACGUGGUCAAGACCAUGCAGUUCGAGCCCUCCACGCCCGUCUACGACGCCUGCCGCAUCAUCAGAGAGAGGGUGCCAGAGGCACAGACUGGACAAGCCUCGGACUAUGGUCUCUUCCUGUCAGAUGAGGACCCCAGAAAAGGCAUCUGGCUGGAGUCCGGCCGGACGCUGGACUACUAUAUGCUGCGGAAUGGGGACGUGCUUGAGUACAAGAAGAAGCAGCGUCCUCAGAAGAUCAAGAUGCUGGACGGAGCGGUGAAGACCAUCAUGGUGGACGACUCCAAGACCGUGGGGGAGCUACUGGUCACCAUAUGCAGCCGGAUAGGCAUCACCAACUAUGAGGAGUACUCUCUGAUCCAGGAGCAGUUGGAGGAGAAGAAGGAGGACGGUAUGGGGACCCUCAAGAAGGACCGCUCGGUACUCAGCGACGAGAGGAAGAUGGAGAAACUCAAAGCCAAACUACACACAGACGACGACCUGAACUGGCUGGACCACAGCCGUACGUUUCGGGAGCAGGGCGUAGAGGAGAGCGAGACGCUGCUGCUCAGGAGGAAGUUCUUCUACUCGGACCAGAACGUGGACUCCAGAGACCCCGUCCAGCUCAACCUGCUCUACGUUCAGGCGCGUGACGACAUCCUGAAUGGUUCCCACCCCGUGUCCUUCGACAAGGCGUGUGAGUUCGCCGGCAUCCAGGCCCAGAUCCAGUUCGGCCCCCACGUGGAGCACAAACACAAGCCAGGAUUCCUCGACCUGAAGGAGUUCCUGCCCAAGGAGUACAUCAAGCAGAGGCACUCCGAGAAGAGGAUCUUUCAGGACCAUAAGACGUGUGGUGAGAUGACAGAGAUCGAGGCGAAGGUCAAGUACGUGAAGUUGGCCAGAUCCCUACGCACCUACGGGGUCUCCUUCUUCUUAGUCAAGGAGAAGAUGAAGAGUAAGAAUAAGCUGGUGCCGCGGCUGCUGGGCAUCACCAAGGAGUCUGUGAUGCGCGUAGACGAGAAGACCAAGGAUGUGGUGCAGGAGUGGCCCCUCACCACCGUCAAGAGAUGGGCCGCGUCCCCCAAGAGCUUUACACUGGACUUUGGCGAGUACCAGGAGAGCUAUUACUCUGUCCAGACCACAGAAGGAGAGCAGAUCUCACAGCUCAUCGCCGGAUACAUCGACAUCAUCCUCAAGAAGAAGCAGAGUAAAGAUCGCUUUGGCCUGGACGGAGAUGAGGAGUCUACCAUGCUGGAGGAGUCGGUGUCCCCAAAGAAGUCCACGAUCCUUCAGCAGCAGUUUAACCGCGUGGGCCGCGUGGAGCACGGCUCGGUGGCGCUACCCGGCAUCAUGCGCUCGGGCUCCGUGGGCGGGCCGGAGAACUUCAACAUGGGCACCAUGCCGUCGGCGCAGCAGCAGAUCACCACGGGCCAGAUGCACCGCGGACACAUGCCCCCGCUGAGUCUGGCCCAGCAGGCCUUGAUGGGCACCAUCAACAGCAGCAUGCAGGCGGUGCAGGCGGCCCAAGCGGACCUGGGGGAGGUGGACGACCUGCCCCCCCUCGGGCAGGACAUGGCCUCCCGCGUCUGGGUCCAGAACAAGGUGGAUGAGUCGAAGCACGAGAUCCACUCUCAGGUGGAUGCCAUCACCGCGGGAACCGCCUCCGUCGUCAACCUCACAGCAGGCGACCCGACGGACACAGACUACACGGCUGUGGGCUGUGCCAUCACCACCAUCAGCUCCAACCUGACGGAGAUGUCCAAGGGGGUGAAGCUGCUCGCCGCCCUGGUGGACGACGAGGUGGGCAGCGGCCAGAACCUCAUGGGGGCGGCCCGCAACCUGGCUGGAGCCGUGUCGGACCUCCUGAAGGCAGUGGAGCCCGCGUCUGGAGAGCCUCGUCAGACGGUGUUGACUGCGGCGGGCAGCAUCGGGCAGGCCAGCGGAGACCUGCUCAGGCAGAUGGGGGAGGGGGAGACGGACGACCGCUUCCAGGAAGUGCUGAUGAACUUGGCGAAGGCGGUGGCCAACGCGGCGGCCAUGUUGGUUCUGAAGGCCAAGAACGUGGCCCAGGUGGCCGAGGACCCUGUUCUACAGAACCGAGUCAUCGCCGCGGCAACCCAGUGCGCCCUCUCCACCUCACAGCUGGUGGCCUGCACCAAGGUGGUGAGUCCGACCAUCAGUUCUCCGGUGUGCCAGGAGCAGUUAGUGGAGGCCGGCCGGCUGGUGGAGAGGUCAGUGGAGGGCUGCCUCAAGGCCUGCCACUCCGCCACAGACGAGGGAGACCUGCUCAAACAGGUGAGUGCGGCAGCAGGCACCGUGAGCCAGGCCCUGAGUGACCUCCUGCAACACGUGCGUCACUACGCCAGCUGUGGAGAGCCAAUCGGGCGCUACGACCAGGCCACCGACACCAUCAUGACCGUCACCGAGAGCAUCUUCACAUCCAUGGGAGACGCAGGUGAGAUGGUGCGUCAGGCGCGCGUGCUGGCCCAGGCUACCUCGGACCUUGUGAACGCCAUGCGCUCGGAUGCAGAGGCCGAGAUCGAUGUGGACAACUCCAAGAAGCUCCUGGCCGCCGCCAAACUACUCGCCGAUGCUACCGCCAGGAUGGUAGAGGCAGCGAAGGGAGCGGCAGCUAACCCUGAGAAUGAGAACCAGCAGCAGCGGCUGAGAGAGGCAGCCGAGGGCCUGAGAGUCGCCACCAACGCCGCCGCACAGAACGCCAUCAAGAAGAAACUCGUCAACAGACUGGAAAAUGCAGCUAAGCAGGCAGCAGCCGCGGCCACUCAGACCAUCGCCGCCUCCCAGAACGCUGCAGCGUCCAAUAAGAACAGCGUCUCCCACCAGCAGCUGGUUCUCAGCUGCAAGGCGGUGGCGGACCACAUCCCUCAGCUGGUGCAGGGCAUGAGGAGCAGCCAGGCCCAGCCAGAGGACCUGGGAGCCCAGCUCAGCCUCAUCAUCGCCAGCCAGAACUUCCUGCAGCCGGGCAGUAAGAUGGUAUCGUCUGCGAAGUCUGCGGUGCCCACCGUGUCGGAGCAGGCCGCGGCCAUGCAGCUGGGGCAGUGUGCCAAGAACCUGGCCACCUGUCUUGCAGAGCUACGCACCGCCGCACAGAAGGCUCAUGAGGCGUGCGGCCCGCUGGAGAUUGACUCUGCGUUGAACACAGUUCAGACGCUGAAGAACGAACUGCUGGACGCCAAGAAGUCCGCUCUGGAGGGACAGCUGAAACCUCUGCCUGGAGAAUCGCUGGAGAAGUGUGCUCAGGACCUGGGUAGCACCUCCAAAGCUGUGGGCUCCUCCAUGGCACAGCUCCUCACCUGCGCCGCCCAGGGCAACGAACACUACACAGGUGUGGCGGCUCGGGAGACGGCCCAGGCUCUGAAGACUCUGGCCCAGGCGGCGCGCGGGGUGGCGGCCUGCUCCGUGGAAACCCAGGCGGCGGCCGCCAUGUUGGAUUCGGCGGGUCACGUGAUGGAGGGCUCGGCCAUGCUCAUCAACGAGGCGCACGAGGCCCUGAUCUCUCCCGGUGACGCGGAGUCGCAGCAGAGGCUGGCGCAGGUGGCCAAGGCUGUGUCCCACUCCCUGAAUAACUGUGUGAACUGCCUGCCAGGCCAGAAGGAUGUGGACAUGGCCCUCAGGAGCAUCGGGGAGGCCAGCAAGAAGCUGCAAGUGGACAACCUCCCUCCGUGCUCCAAGUCCUUCCAGGAGGCCCAGAGCGACCUGAACCACACGGCUGCCGAGCUGAACCACUCGGCUGGGGAGGUUGUCCACUCCUCCCGCGGCACCAGCAGACAGCUCUCCGAGGCCUCCGGAAAGUUCAGCGAGGACUUUGACGAAUUCCUGGACGCCGGCAUCGAGAUGGCCGGACACACACCGAGGAAAGAUGACCAGAUCCAGGUGAUCAGCAACCUGAAGAACAUCUCCAUGGCCUCCAGCAAGUUGCUGCUCGCCGCCAAGUCCCUCUCGGUGGACCCAGGGGCAGCAAACGCCAAGAACCUCCUCGCAGCUGCAGCAAGGGCGGUGACUGAGAGCAUCAACCAGCUGAUCACCCUGUGCACCCAGCAGGCCCCCGGCCAGAAGGAGUGUGACAACGCCCUGAGAGAACUGGAGGCUGUGCGAGGGCUGCUGGACAACCCUAAUGAGCCUGUGAGUGAUUUGUCUUAUUUCGACUGCAUCGAGAGCGUCAUGGAAAACUCCAAGGUGCUGGGUGAGUCCAUGGCGGGGAUCUCUCAGAACUGUAAGACAGGAGACGUGUCUGCGUUUGGGGAGAGCGUGGGCGUGGCGUCCAAGGCCCUUUGCGGGCUCACCGAGGCAGCAGGACAGGCUUCCUACUUGGUGGGCGUGUCAGACCCCAACAGCCAAUCAGGUCACCAGGGGCUUGUGGACCCGAUCCAGUUUGCCCGGGCCAAUCAGGCGAUCCAGAUGGCCUGCCAGAACCUGGUGGACCCAGCCAGUAGCCCCUCACAGGUCCUGUCCGCCGCCACCAUUGUGGCCAAGCACACCUCGGCCCUGUGCAACGCCUGUCGCCUGGCCUCCUCCAAGACGGCCAAUCCCGUCGCUCGAAGGCAAUUUGUGCAGUCGGCUAAGGAAGUGGCCAACACCACCGCUAACCUGGUCAAGACCAUCAAGGCGUUGGAUGGAGAUUUCUCCAAUGAGAACCGCGAACGCUGCCGUGUGGCCACUGCGCCGCUCAUCGAGGCCGUGGAGAACCUGUCCACCUUCGCCUCCAACCCUGAGUUCGCCAGCAUUCCUGCACAGAUAAGCAACGAGGGCUCGGCUGCUCAGGAGCCAAUCCUGUGCUCCGCUCGCUCCAUGCUGGACAGCUCCACCUCGCUGCUGGAAACGGCCCGCUCGCUCAUCCUCAACCCAAAAGACCCGCCCACUUGGUCUGUGCUGGCUGGACACUCGCGCACCGUAUCGGACUCCAUCAAGGGCCUCAUCACAGCCAUCAGGGAUAAGGCCCCGGGCCAGAGGGAGUGUGACCACUCCAUCGACAGCAUCAACAAGUGCAUCAGAGACAUCGAGCAGGCCUCGCUGGCGGCUGUGGGCCAGAGUCUGCCCAGCAGAGACGACAUCUCCCUGGAGGCCUUGCAGGAGCAGCUGACGUCAGCGGUCCAGGAGAUUGGUCACCUGAUCGACCCCGUCUCCACGGCAGCCAGAGGAGAGGCCGCCCAGCUGGGCCACAAGGUGACCCAGCUGGCGAACUACUUUGAGCCCCUGAUCGUGGCGUCCGUGGGCGUGGCGUCCAAGCUGAAUGACCACCAGCAGCAGAUGAACAUCCUGGACCAGACCAAGACCCUGUCCGAGUCCGCCCUGCAGAUGCUCUACGCCGCCAAGGAGGGAGGCGGCAACCCCAAGGCGGCGCAUACCCACGAUGCCAUAGCGGAGGCAGCCCAGCUGAUGAAGGAGGCGGUGGACGACAUCAUGGUCACCCUGAACGAGGCGGCCAGCGAAGGGGGCAUGGUGGGGGGCAUGGUGGAGUCCAUAGCAGAGGCCAUGGGCAGGUUGGGCGAGGGAACUCCCCCUGAGCCGGAAGGAACCUUUGUGGACUAUCAGACCACCAUGGUGAAAUACUCUAAAGCCAUCGCCGUCACCGCACAGGAAAUGAUGACCAAGUCUGUGACGUGUCCGGAUGAGCUGGGUGGCCUGGCGUCUCAGGUGACGGUGGACUACAGCCAGCUGGCGCAGCAGGGACGCCUCGCCGCAGCCACCGCCGAGCCAGAGGAGGUGGGAGGUCAGAUUAAGUCUCGUGUGCAGGAGUUGGGUCAUGGCUGCAUCUUCCUGGUCCAGAAGGCCGGAUCGCUGCAGAUCAGCCCCACCGACAGCUUCACCAAGCGGGAACUCAUCGACUGCGCUCGCACCGUCACCGAGAAGGUCUCCAUGGUCCUGUCUGCGCUGCAGGCGGGUAAUAAGGGUACCCAGGCCUGCAUCACCGCUGCCAGCUCUGUGUCGGGCAUCAUUGCAGACCUGGACACCACCAUCAUGUUCGCCUCCGCCGGCACGCUCAACUCCGAGAACGACGAGUCCUUCGCCGACCACAGAGAGAGCAUCCUGAAGACGGCCAAGGCGCUGGUGGAGGACACUAAGAUGCUGGUGGCAGGGGCGGCGUCCAGCCAGGAGAAGCUGGCCCAGGCAGCCCAAUCCUCCGCCAAGACCAUCACCCAGCUCACAGAGGUGGUCAAGCUGGGAGCCACCAGCAUGGGCUCCGACGACCCCGAGACACAGGUGGUGUUGAUUAACGCGGUGAGGGACGUGGCGAAGGCCUUGGCUGAGCUCAUCGGCGCCACCAAGUGUGCAGCAGGCAAAGCUGCAGACGACCCCUCCAUGUACCAGCUGAAGAGUGCCGCUAAAGUGAUGGUGACUAACGUGACGUCUCUUCUGAAGACGGUGAAGGCCGUAGAGGACGAGGCCACGCGGGGCACCCGGGCCCUGGAGGCUGCCAUCGAAUGCAUCAAGCAGGAACUCACUGUUUUCCAGUCGAGGGAGGUUCCGGAGAAGUCCACGACUCCCGAGGAGUUCAUCCGCAUGACCAAGGGCAUCACCAUGGCAACCGCUAAGGCCGUCGCCGCAGGCAACUCGGCCCAGCAGGAAGACGUGAUCGCCACCGCCAACCUCAGCCGCAAAGCCAUCGCCGACAUGCUCACCACCUGCAAGCAAGCGGCGUACCACCCGGAGGUGGCUGAGGACGUGAGGAACAAGGCUCUGCUGUACGGCAUCGAGUGCACCACCGGAUACGUAGACCUGCUGGAGCACGUCCUGCUGGUCCUUCAGAAGCCCACCGCAGAGCAGAAGCAGCAGCUGGCCGUGUUCUCCAAGAAGGUGGCCGGCUCCGUCACAGAACUCAUACAGACCGCAGAAGCCAUGAAGGGGACGGAGUGGGUGGAUCCGGAGGACCCCACGGUCAUCGCGGAGACAGAGCUGCUCGGGGCAGCAGCAUCCAUCGAGGCGGCCGCCAAGAAGCUGGAGCAGCUCAAACCCAGAGCCAAGCCCAAGCAAGCCGACGAGUCUCUGGAUUUCGAGGAGCAGAUCUUGGAGGCUGCCAAGUCCAUCGCCGCGGCGACCAGUGCUCUCGUGAAGUCCGCAUCCGCUGCUCAGAGGGAGCUGGUGGCGCAGGGCAAGGUUGGCUCCAGCCCUGCCAAUGCAGUGGAUGAUGGCCAGUGGUCCCAGGGCCUCAUAUCCGCCGCACGUAUGGUGGCUGCAGCGACCAGUAACCUGUGUGAGGCGGCGAACGCAUCGGUGCAGGGCCACGCCAGCGAGGAGAAACUCAUCUCCUCCGCCAAGCAGGUGGCCGCCUCCACGGCACAACUACUGGUGGCCUGCAAAGUCAAGGCAGACCAGGACUCAGAAGCUAUGAGGAGACUACAGGCGGCGGGUAAUGCAGUGAAGCGUGCCUCUGAUAACCUGGUGAAGGCGGCCCAGAAGGCUGCGUUUGACAAACCGGACGACGACAGCGUGGUGGUCAAGACCAAAUUCGUGGGAGGCAUCGCUCAGAUCAUCGCUGCGCAGGAGGAGAUGCUGCGUAAGGAGCGGGAGCUGGAGGAGGCGCGUAAGAAGUUGGCCCAGAUCCGCCAGCAGCAGUACAAGUUCCUGCCCAGCGAGCUACGCGAGGACGAGAGCUGAGUGACGCCCCGGCCGCCCAAUCGCACGCCACUCCACGCCGGGACCUACGCCAUCACGCAGCCCAAUCAGGAUGGUGGAUGCCCACUAAUAACACUCGGCACCUCUGCUCGGCCAAUCGAACUUGCUGAAAGAUACGGGGAGGGAUAGGGGAAGCUAUGGUAAAUGUUGAUUGGUUGGUGAGCGCUGGCUACUUGUGAAUCCUUUGUACCAAGUGCAAAGCUUACUGGCUGUCGCUGGUCGCGUCAAUCAAGGAAAGGGGAGGGGCUAUUAUCUAACGACACAUCAUGGGGCAAGGUUAAUGUGUGAUUGAUUGGGUGGGAUUUGAGACAAGCUAGUCGACACUCGAGAAAACUCGCUGGAAGCCUUGACGAGUGGGUGUGUGUGUGUGUGUGUGUGUGUGUGUGUGUGUGUGUGUGUGUGUGUGUGUGUGUGUGUGUGUGUGUGUGUGUGUGUGUGUGUGUGUGUGUGGAUAUAAGUGUAUGUGUGAAGGUGUUAAAGAUAUGUGUGUGUCUGUGUGUUUUCUUUGUGGGUGUGGGUGUGUCUGAAGUGUGUGUGUGUCUGAGGUGUGUGAGUCUUUCAAUACAAAUAGAAGCAAGGGCCAUCUGAACAUAGGUAUAUACGAUUUACAAGGCCUGACGUUUAAGAUAUCAUACCGUGCAGACAUGAGUUGGCGUGUAUUGAACUUCAUGAUAUUAAAUAUUAAAGGCCUCAUAUUUUAUAAUAAUAAUAAGAAGUAUACACUUACGCAAUAAAUGCUAUAAUGUAUCCUUGUGUUUUACGAUGCGACAUGAUUAUUAAUGGUGAGAGUAAACCCUGUGGAUGGCGUACGUACGUGAGUGUCCAAGUCUUGUGUGAGCGAUUGCAAUAGGAUGUCUUUUCUUACUUAACUUCUGACACGUACCGUACGUCUGGCUUAAAACCACUAAUAUUAAAUAAAUUACACAUAGGAAUGCCACGCCCAACUUCUCUCUGAACAUUCCCCUCCCCCUCCUGUUUACAGCUGCGCCUGCCGCAUGGUUUUAGCGUCCUCACCUCACCAACACCACACAUCCUCAACGCCACGCAACGCCAAGGGGGCUAGCGAGCAGUAUUAAAACACAUAUCACACAUAUCAUAUGCUAACGGCUAGGCUAGCACCCAACCUUUUUAGUCUGCUUGCUGGCUAAGCCUCGUUGCUUACCACAGUCCGUCAUGUCGUCGGAUGCACAUUGUCAUGUUUUAGUGAAAGGAAGGAAAUCACCACUGACUUUUGUUUACGUCUUUCUGUGUGUCAUAAGAACAAGGGGUGACAUGAUUGGAAGGAGAACUGUAGACGUGUAGCUCUAUCACAGGAUAGCAUGGAAGACUUCAGUGAUGAGAGGUGUGAUGUGCUUGUACGUAUGUGCAGUUUUCUCCUGAAGUGUGCUCUUGGUCAGCAGCAGUAUCUGGGCAAGUUUGAUAAUUGGGUAAAGUUUCAUAACUGAUUUCAUACGCACAAGGUUCUGGUUCCAUUUUGUUCCUUUAAAGCAAGGUCGGUGGUUGUCAGGUGCACAAGAACAGUGAACUUAAUCUGUCCCUUCAAGCUAACUUUGAACUCACACACAC